GCGGAGUGGCUGCAGCAACUGCCAGGACAGGCGCAGCAGCUGCCGCAGCAGCUGCAGUUCCAGCAGCUGUCACAGCCGCUGCAUCAGCCGCCACCGCUUCAGCAGCUGUCGGAGCAGCAGCCCGAGCCGACGCCGGUGCAACUGCUGCAGCAGCAGCAGCAGCAGCAGCAGCCGCAGGAGGCCUCGUGGAUGCAGCAGGUGCCAGAGCAGCUGCAGUUCCAGCAGGUGCCAGAUCAGCUGCAGUUCCAGCAGCUGCCACAACAGCUGCAGUUCCAAAAACUGCCACAGCAGCUGCAGCCGCCAGAGCAGCAGCCGCAGCUGCAGCAGUCGCAGCUGCAGCAGUCGCAGCAGCAGUCGCAGCCUCAGCUGGUGCCUGAGCAGCUGCAGUUCCAGCAGCUGUCACAGCCGCUGCAUCAGCCGCCACAGCCUCAGCAGCUGUCGGAGCAGCUGCCCGAGCCGACGCCGCUGCAACCGCAGCAGCUGCCGCAGGCGGCUUCGUGGAUGCAGCAGGUGCCAGAGCAGCUGCGGUUCCAGCAGGUGCCAGAUCAGCUACAGAUCCAGCAGCUGCCACAACAGCUGCAGCUCCAACAGCUGCCACGGCAGCUGCAGCAACUGCAGCCGCCAGAGCAGCAAUCGCAGCCGCAUCAGUCGCAGCAGCAGCCGCAGCAUCAGGCCCUUCCGCAGCUGACCUCGUGGACGCAGCAGUCUCCGCCGGUGCCGCAGCGGUUUCCAGAGACGUUUGACCGCACUGCUGCCGCCGCGAUGCUGGCCCCUGCGCGGGCGGAGCCAGAGGAGCCCGCCCGAGCGGCUUCGGGACUGGCGCAGCUGCGUGCCCAGGAGCAGGCCCUGCUGGCGCAGUUGGCUCUGAUGGAGCAGCGCAUGCAGAAUGUCGAAGCGCUAGCGCAGCAGCAGCAGCAGCAGCAGCAGCAGCAGCAGCAGCAGCAGCAGCAGCAGCAGCAGCAGCAGCAGCAGCAGCAGCAGCAGCUGCUGGCCUACGAGAGCAGCCAGCUCGCCGAGACGCGGGCGCGGGCGCAGGCGCAGGCGCUGGCGGGCGCGGAGGUGCAGACCGAG
Molecule: messenger RNA, 1071 nt
Organism: Prorocentrum cordatum
Lineage: Eukaryota; Dinophyceae; Prorocentrales; Prorocentraceae
Source: the annotation of a GenBank genome assembly